Messenger RNA from Phytophthora megakarya, 654 nucleotides. NCBI's taxonomy places the organism in Eukaryota, Oomycota, Peronosporomycetes, Peronosporales, Peronosporaceae. The record is from the annotation of a GenBank genome assembly.
AUGGGUCACUACGCACUGUACGGCACCAGUACACUGAAGCCAAGGUUGACGUGGCGAUACCCGGUAUCGUCACGGUCGAACAAAAAACGCAAGGGACCAGUAGGCGUGGGGCGCCCUACUGGUAAUGCAGUCACGUGUGUCUACAACGGACACGCGGUAUUGAGGUCUGCAGCCCCCAGUGAGAGGGAAUCUCACUGUGAAGUACAAGAUGACAUGUCAAACCUUGUCACCGUGAAGGUGAAGUCGAUGACAAUGAGAGCGGAUUCUCUUCGGGUGUUGGUGGACUCGAGCGCGUCGAACAACUUUGCUCGACAACAAAGUCUGUCUUUGUUGGACUUCGAGGGGAAUCAUGUGCUUCGAAGUCAAUUGGAAGUGCGAUUGGCAACGGGUGCCAUCGUGAAGACCGAGAAGCGCGUGAUUCGCGCACGCUUCUCGGACAAACACCGGGUGUUUGUGGAAGAACUUCUCGUCCUGGACUUGGACGAUAAGUUCGACAUGGUGUUGGCCAUGCCGUGGCUUACACGGCAUGCCCAACACCAUGCCGACCGGGAGAAGCGUACGGUCGUACGCUUCGGACGCCGCGGUGCAACAGAGAGCGAUGGCCCUGUUAGUGCAGCGGAUAUACCUAACCGUGCUUCCAAAUCUCCUUCAUAG